AUGGCAGUGUAUACUUCAGACGCGGCAGCAUUGGAAGCUGCCGGCAAGAAACAGGUGCUGAAACGAGAAUGGAACUUCUGGGCACUGCUGGGGAUGUCAGCGACGACAUUGUGCACCUGGGAAGCCACCAGUGCCUUGUUCGCUGGGGCAUACACUAAUGGCGGGCCUGCUUCUGUGGUAUACGGCUUCAUCGUGUCUGUGUUUGGCACGCUGUGCAUUGCAGCUUCUUUGGCCGAAAUGGCCUCUAUCUCACCAAUUGCUGGAGCGCAGUAUCAUUGGAGCGCCGAGCACUCGCCGCUCGAGUGGCGCGCCCUCAUCAGCUACAUCCAGGGCUGGAUCACCAUUACUGGCUGGGUUGCAGCCGUGGCGUCGGUCUGCUACCUGAUCGCUACCAUGAUCCAAGGGGUCGCCAUCCUCAACUACUCCGGGUAUCAGGCGGAAAGAUGGCAUGCGACCUUGAUUAUGAUUGCAUUCGCUGGGAUUGCCGCUCUCGGCAACACCCUUGGGAAGAAGCUGUUGCCUCUCUGGGAGACCUUGGGAGGGGUUCUACACGUGCUGUUUUUCUUCAUUGUCAUGAUUACCAUCCUCGCGACCAGCGAUAAGUCGAGCAAUCGCGACGUCUGGGCUACGCUGAUCAACGACGGUGGCUGGAGCAGCGACGGCGUCAGCUUCUGCCUCGGGUUCCUGACCCCGGCAUUUGCUCUGGCCGGUGUGGACGCAGUCGUCCACAUGAGCGAAGAGGCCUACGAUGCGCCCUUGAAUGUGCCGCGAGCCAUGAUCUGGUCGGUGGUGAUCAACGGGACGGCCGCCUUCGCGUAUAUCUUGACCAUCCUGUACGCCAUCACCGAUACCGAUGCCGUGUUUGCGACCCCCACCGGAUAUCCGAUCAUCGCUGUUUUCCUGCAAGCGACCCGCAACCAGAAGGCGGUCACGGCCAUGAUGACCGCCGUCAUCCUGGUGUUUUCCAUGAACCUGUUUGGGUGUAUGGCCUCGGUCUCGCGACUGAUCUGGGCGUUCUCCCGUGACAAGGGCCUGCCGUUCUCAGGCUUCUUCUCCCACCUCACGGCGUGGAACAAGUGCCCGACCAAUUCGGUGCUCGCGAUCUUUGUUUCCGUCUCGCUGCUCUCCUUGAUCAACAUCGGGUCAACGACUGCGUUCAACGCCUUGAUCUCGUUGACGACGCUGGGCUUCUAUUUCUCCUACGCCAUUCCUACGGUCUUGUUUGCGAUGCGUCGAUUCAGCACGGACAAUCCGAUCCGAUUUGGACCGUGGACGCUGGGCCGGUUCGGUCUGGCCAUCAACAUCCUGUCGGUUGUGUUCUGCCUCUUCCUCAUCAUUUUCCUGCCGUUCCCGCCAAUCCUGCCCGUCACCAGCCAGAACAUGAACUACGCCUCUCCUGUUUUCGUGGGGGUCAUGGUCAUUGCCGCGGUCAACUACUUCCUUCGUGCCCGCAAGCGAUUCCAUGGUCCGAUAAAGGAAGUUAGCAGCGAAACCAGCAGUGAAAAUGUUGUCCAUGAGUCAGUCAUGUCGGAGAAGCAGGCGCCGGAUUCCUAG
Capronia epimyces CBS 606.96 is the source of this 1554-nucleotide messenger RNA. RefSeq lists its product as uncharacterized. Gene Ontology annotation, molecular function: transmembrane transporter activity. The transcript is spliced from 3 exons. Bases 1 to 1554 code for a protein of 517 amino acids. NCBI's taxonomy places the organism in Eukaryota, Fungi, Ascomycota, Eurotiomycetes, Chaetothyriales, Herpotrichiellaceae. The record is from RefSeq and is a predicted model, not a curated record. Gene Ontology annotation, cellular component: membrane. Gene Ontology annotation, biological process: transmembrane transport.